AUCAAAUUGAAAAGGGUCGAGGGGGCAAAAAACAUAUCUGGUAUGGCACUUGUGUGGGUUAGAAUAGAAAGUAAAGUCCCUGCCCUGGGGAUGAAGACACCUCCACACAUCUACUAUUCCUAGCUCCUUGUUCAGAUCCGCCAGUUGCCUAGGUCUCAGAGAUAUACCCGCAGUGCUCCUAGGUAUCCUAUCCAUCUCUAGGUCAAUAAUACAAUUAAAAUCUCCCCCAAUAAUUGUAUGGCGGAGCCCGAAAGCCAUUAACUUAGAGAACGCUUCCAUUACAAAUUUAAAAGGGUGUGCUGGAUGACAAUAAAAAUUCAAAAUCCCGUAUUCCUCUCAAUAUAUUAGGGCUUUGGUCAAUAUAUACUGUCCAGACUCAUCUUUUAUCUGGCUUAAUAUUUGGAAAGGAAGAUUCUUCCGAAUAAGAAUGGCUACUCCCCUACCUUUUGAGCUGAAAGAUGAAAUGAUCACCUGACCAAACCCACCCUGUUGUAGCUUUGAAUGUUCCUUAUCAAGUAGAUGUGUCUCCUGUAAGAGAGCUACAUCAACCCUUUUUAAGACUUGAUAAUAUCUUUUUCCUUUUGAUUGGCAAGUGACUCCCCUUGACAUUCCAGAAGCACCACCUAAGCGAACGGCUAGCCAUGAUUGUCCAGGCAGGCCCAAGAUCCCCCAAGUGGAAGAACCCCACCCAAAAGACAUUGAAUAAAGACCGUAGAAAAUUCACAUAUUAAAAAACUCUUUAAAAUAUUUAAAUCAACACAAUUAAAAAGUACUCCUAAGUAAAAAUAACACAAAACAUAUUUGAAAGGAGAGUUUCCCCCUUGCUCCCAGGAGGCAAUACUACCUACCAAUAACCCCACCAUAACCUUUCCCAGCUAGGGCCCUGCCCUCGGCCCAAGCAUUACAGAAUUAAGUAAAUAAAUUCAAGUGUCUUAUAAAACAGGAGUUAAAAGUAAGUGAACCCCCCCCCCCCCUCCCCACACACACACAUACCAUCACGUUUAAUAAAAACAAUACAAAAUAUAAAGUUACAAAAUUACAAUGCCAGCAAAUAUUAGGCAACUAAAUAAGAAGAAAAAAAAGAAAACCCCACUCUAGAAAAAAACCUCCCCCACAGAUAAUCAGAUAAGCUGCACGAGCUAUAAAAAAGGAAACCAAAGAAAGAGUAAAGAACAAGCCCCCCACCCCUCAUCCCCAGGGAAAGAUGGGCAAAAGAGAGUUGGAGAAAGAAAGAAGGGUAAACAAAGGGGGGACAAAAUAAAGUCAUUAUCCAUACAGUUCAGGUUCGAGUCUAUUUGAGAGCAUCCAAGAAUUCUUUUACUUUCUCCAGUGAUCCAAAGUUAUAUUCGGAUCCUCCAUGGCUGAAGCGCAGCAUAUCCGGAUAUCGCAUGGAAUAUUGAAUAUUUAAGUCUCUCAAAUGCUUCUUCACCUCAUCGAAUGCCUUCCUCUUGCGGACCACGACUGAAGAAAAGUCCUGAAAUAGCAUUAUCUUGGAGCCCUUGUACAUUAUGGCCUGGGGAUCCUUCCCCAUGACACUGGAGGCCUCUAGGAGCAUUUGUUUUUCCUUAUAACAUUGAAGUCGGACUAGAACCGGGCAGGGGCGCUGGUCUGACCCGGGUCUGCGCAUAGCAACUCGGUGGGCCCGCUCCACCCACACCCAUUCCAGCUCCGACUCCAACUUCAAUAAUUGUGGAAGCCAUUGCUCCAAGAAAUCCACAAGCUGGCCUUCUGCCUCCCGUUCGGGAAGGCCCAGCAACCGAAUAUUUGUCCGACAACCUCGAUUCUUGAGGUCGUCAAUGUACUCCUCCAGGGUCCGGAAUCACCGCUCCAGAGCCCGGACCUGACCCACAGAUGACUUAGCAGCAGUCUCCAAGGCCAUGGCCCAUUGUUCCACCUCUCUGACACGCUGCUCAAGUUUUUCGAUCUCUCAGUCACGAUUCUGCAGCAUGACCAAGAUUGACUCCCUCCUGAACCGGGCCUCCUCGAUUGACGUGUCGAUCUUCUCCUGGAGUUUGACGAUCUCGGAGAUCAGGCUCGACUCUACAGUGCUAAGCAUCCGAGGUGUACAAGAAGAAGAGCCUCCAGACCCACAGCUGAUGAGACUGGAUAAUAUGCUGUUGGCUGAAGGUGUGUCUGGGCCUGAGAAAGGUGGAGGAUCAGCGGCAGCUGCAGCGGCGGCAGCAGCAUCGGGUGGUUCACCAAAUGAUAAUUCCAUUGAGCAUUCCGACUACAGAGCCAAACUGACACAAAUUCGGCAGAUUUACCACUCGGAGCUGGAGAAAUAUGAGCAGGCAUGUAGUGAAUUUACCACACAUGUUAUGAACUUGCUUCGCGAACAGAGUCGGACCAGACCUAUUUCACCAAAGGAGAUUGAGCGUAUGGUUUCUAUUAUCCACCGAAAAUUCAGCACCAUCCAGAUGCAGCUAAAACAGAGCACAUGUGAAGCGGUCAUGAUCCUACGCUCUCGUUUUCUUGAUGCAAGGCGAAAACGACGCAAUUUCAGCAAACAGGCCACAGAAGUUCUGAACGAGUAUUUCUACUCCCACCUGAGUAAUCCCUACCCUAGUGAGGAAGCCAAAGAGGAACUGGCAAAGAAAUGUGGUAUCACAGUGUCACAGGUACAGCCUACUCUCCCAGCUUCAGCCUGGGAUUCGUCUGCAGUCCACAUCCACAGAUAUCACUACACAUUCCCCUCAAGCCAGCUUGGAGAAACAAGCAAAGCAACAAAUGUGUCGAAUUGGUUUGGGAAUAAGCGAAUCAGAUAUAAGAAAAACAUUGGCAAAUUCCAGGAAGAGGCCAAUCUUUAUGCAGCCAAGACUGCAGCAGAUGCCACAACAGUGGUAGCCCACCAAGGGAGUCAGGCAAACUCCCCUUCCACGCCCAAUUCAGGUUCUUCUGGUUCUUUUAACAUGCCAAACUCUGGAGACUUAUUCAUGAACAUGCAGUCACUGAAUGGGGAUUCUUACCAGGGUUCUCAAGUUGGAGCUAACGUGCAGUCACAGGUGGAUUCCCUGCGUCAUGUUAUACACCAGACAGGCGGAUACAGUGAUGAGAUGGCAGCAAACCAGAUUUACACCCCAAGGCGUAUAGAAGCUAAUGGCAGCUGGCAGGAUGCUACUACCCCAUCUUCUGUGACUUCACCUACUGGAGGACCAGGCAGUGUCAACUCAGACACCUCCAACUGA
Molecule: messenger RNA, 3185 nt
Organism: Chiloscyllium plagiosum (whitespotted bambooshark)
Lineage: Eukaryota; Metazoa; Chordata; Chondrichthyes; Orectolobiformes; Hemiscylliidae
Source: RefSeq, a predicted model, not a curated record